GUUAAGCAAGAAAAAAGUCUGGCUGUUGGACGGAAGUAGUAGUAAAACCGGAAGGAAAUAGAAAAAGAGAUAGAGAACCAGCAAUGGAGGCAAGGGUUGCAGGAGUGCCCGAAGACGAGGAGUCCGGCCUCCUCCCCCGCACAUCCGCCGCCGGCCGCCGGCCAUCCGCCGGCUCCGCACGCCGCGCGCCUCCCCAGCCGGUCUGGGCAACCGUGGACGGGCCCCUGGGGCUGCCGCUGGAGGAGGCGGAGGGCCACGCGCGCCGCUUCUUCCUCUGGGGGUUCGCGUGCCUCCCCUUCCUCUGGGCCAUCAACUGCUGCUACUUCUGGCCUGUCCUCCGCUCGCCCGCCGCCGCCGCUGCCUCCUCUUCCUCCGCCUUCUCCCGCAUCCGCCCCUAUGUUGUCCGGUCGGCAAUCGGCUUCACCAUUUUCUCCGUGGUUCUACUCACCUGGGCUGCAACAUUUAUAAUUGGUGGUGAACGAUUGUUCGGGCCAGGGUGGAACGAUCUAGUGAUGUACAACGUUGCGGACAAGCUUGGUAUCUCUGGAUUCAUGGGAUAGCUUCCUUUAGUUGCCCCUUUUUGAGCAGACUUGCUCUGACCAUUAUUUGUCUUGCUGUCUGUAGUCUGUAGAACGAUGUUUCUAUCCGGUAAAUGUAGUUUCACCCACAUUGAUAGCUUCCUGGUUGUUGAUACAAUUUGAUGUACUGUAAAUGUCAGUCACCACCAGUGAUUAGACUGAAGUUCGGUGGGACUCGUCGAGUUUGUAGAAAGAAAAGGAUGGAUAUAUUGCCACAAGACGGUCUAUCAUAACCUGA
Messenger RNA from Oryza brachyantha (malo sina), 816 nucleotides. Its product is annotated as probable gamma-secretase subunit PEN-2. The transcript is spliced from 2 exons. NCBI's taxonomy places the organism in Eukaryota, Viridiplantae, Streptophyta, Magnoliopsida, Poales, Poaceae. The coding region runs from base 84 to 560 and encodes 158 amino acids. The record is from RefSeq and is a predicted model, not a curated record. Gene Ontology annotation, cellular component: gamma-secretase complex.